This is a messenger RNA of Astrephomene gubernaculifera, 343 nucleotides long. The record is from the annotation of a GenBank genome assembly. Lineage: Eukaryota; Viridiplantae; Chlorophyta; Chlorophyceae; Chlamydomonadales; Astrephomenaceae.
CCCAAGAUGUGCACGUGCUGUUCCACGAGCUGCAACACAACAUGGGGCUCAACCAUGCGGCCAAGGGCUUGGACGAGUACGGAGACUCCAGCGACCCCAUGGGAACCUUCGACAAGGCGGGAAGCCGGCCCCUGUGUCACAACGCGCCGUACUUGUACCGCCUGGGCUGGAGUCGGCCCAUCAAUGAAGUGCCGGGCGUCGGUAACGGCGAGUACGGCAACCUAACCGCCGAGAACUUCACAUCCACCACCAACCACCUUCAGUUGACCAUCCCAGCAGCGGGAACUGCGGAUGAUAGCAUGGUCGUGAUCGACUUGGGUAGCCUAAACAAGGAAGCCGGGGC